Paramormyrops kingsleyae is the source of this 7132-nucleotide messenger RNA. Lineage: Eukaryota; Metazoa; Chordata; Actinopteri; Osteoglossiformes; Mormyridae. The record is from RefSeq and is a predicted model, not a curated record.
GAGAUGAUCUGAACAUUGCUAUGGACUCUCCUCUCUGUUGGUGACAGUGGAGUCUUGUUGCCAUAAACAGCCUGUUGGGUUGGUCUGUGUUUAUUCUCUAGAGACCAUAUUACAACCCAGACAAAGUGAAGGGUAUCGCAGAUGGGGCAGGAGCAUGAGUGAGUAGGAGGACCAAUCUGCUCUGCGGCAACAGUGGAACUCAAGCUGAACAGAAAUACAGGUGGCAAAGGAUCAAAAAUGGGGCUGAUUGCACUCCUCUGUUUUGGGUGUUUAAUAUGGAUACAGCCCAGUCAAGCUCAAAACAAAGUUUGUAGCGGAGUGAACAUGUUUGAUCUUAUGUUUUUUGUUCAUUACUCCUCUGAGAUAAACUUUCAGCCGAUGAAAGACUUCCUGCAGAACUUCAUUGGCUCGAUUGACCCUGAGCAUGACAUACAAAUAGGGUUAGCUUUCUUACCUUCCCAGAGAGGGGAUUUCAACCUAACCAAAUACAACACCAGCAAUGACAUCCUCAGCAAGAUAAAACCACUCAGGCCUCGGCCGUCGAGGCGUUGGAACAUGGGUGGCAAUUUAAAGAAGUUCCUGACAGGGGCAUCGCGAUACUUCAGUGGGAAUGUCGACGGGAGAUCCGCCCAGAAAGUCCCACAAGUGGCGAUCCUGCUCACUGACAACGUCGGCACCGUCAGCCUCCGCGGUUCCAGCACCGACUUGCAUGUGGCCGGCGUCACAGUGUACGUGAUAAACAUCGGAGCCACAGACACGAAGAGCAAUCUGUUCUACGUCGCUUCUUAUCCCUACGAGGAGACCGUCAUUAAUGCUGAUACUGUCCAGCAUCUGUCCCAGGCUUCGCAGGACCUGCUCAAAAAUGUCUGCAAUCGCCUCAGCCACAAAUUCAGGAAGUACUGGGAGACAAGAACGAUCACUCAGAAACAUUGCUCCAAAAACAUGACAGCUGACGUUUACUUCUUGAUCGACGACUCCAGCACCGUCACCUUGGAGCAAUUCAAUGAGAUAAAGCGCUUUUUGAACAACACAGUGCAAUUAUUCCAGAUUCGAUUUGACGGAGUGCGAGCAGGAGUGGUCCAGUAUGCAGCUAACCCCAGAACAGAGAUUCAUCUACCCGACCACACCAACAAAACAGAUUUGACCUGUGCGAUUUCUUACAUCGAGCAACAGAAGCUUGAUGCUGAUAUCGCAAACGGUCUUCAGAAUGUGCUGAAAUAUUUAAAAAAAUAUAAAAGAGAAAACGUGCCUCAGUAUCUUGUUAUUCUGAAGGAGGGAUACCAGAAAGCUGUGAAUAAAGUGAUGUUAGAAGCUGCCACACGAGAGAUACAUGACUUUGGAGUUGUCACAUAUGCCAUCGGGGAAGACUCUAACACACUAGAAAAACUGGCGUCAUCACUUGACAAAUAUUUCAGGAUAAGCGACUUUGCUUUCUUAAAAGAUAUUGAACUUCAGGUGGCUGAUGGGAUUUGUGAGUCAGCAGCAUUACGCAGCAGUGAAGCAGAUAUCGUCUUCUUGCACGACAGCUCUUACUCAGAGAGCUUGCGGGACCAUGGCCUCAUGAAGGACUUCAUGAAGGCAUUCAUGGAAAGCGUCAUGAGGGAGCAGAACGGAAUCCGUGUAGCUUUGAUAGAAUACACUGAUGAAUUCCAGUACGUCUUCGACUUAGAGCCCAGGCUGACGCUGGAUGAAUACAAAAAUGCCAUAGACAGCGUGAGCCGGGCACCACGGGGCCCUAUGGCAGACGGGUCUCUCACAGUGCCCGGACUGUUCGACAAACUCCCUGACAAAGAUAAAAAGAUAAUGGUUUUCAUAACAGAUGGAAAAUCUCACAAGCAAUUAGCUCAGCUGGCUUCAGAUUUCCGUAGCUCUGGGAUUGACGUAUAUGCCAUUAUGAACUCGGACGCAGAAAUGAACAAUAUAGAGGGAAUAACUGCAUCAAAGGCAAAAAUAUUUGAAUUGCACCAAAAUGUCUCCACCUUAGUAGAGAGCAUGCACACAGUAAUUCAAAAGGAGUGUCAGAAUGCAGAUGUUGCUGAUAUAGUUUUUGCUGUGGAUGUUUCCUGGGAUGUGCAAGAGGAUGAUUUUGAACUCAUGAAGAAUUUCAUUAUUUCAGUAGCAAGCAGCUUUCUCAUAGGACAGUACAGCACGCAAGUCGGGGUCAUUCUGUAUGGAGCCAGUGCUCGCCAGGGUAUCGGUUUGGACGAAUACAAAAACCUCAAGUCACUGGAGUCGGGGCUACGGAACAUGAACUUUGGUCAGGUUGACCGUAAUGGAAGAAACAUUGCUAAGGCAAUCCAGCUAUCCAGGACCUUGUUCUCUCGCGAAGGCCGAGAACAUUUCAGUGUUCCCCGGUUCAUCAUCACUAUCACUCACAAAGAUACCACUGAUUUGGUCCAGUUGAAAGCUAUUUGUAAAGAGGUUCAAGAUUCUGGGGUGCACACUCUGGCUGUUGGGAUAGAUUAUGUGGACACUGAAACUCUUAAGAUCAUCGGAGAGUCAGACAGCAGUUAUUUCUCAGUGAAAUCUUUUGACAAGCUGAAGUAUUUGUCUAGACAAGUCACCCAAGAAAUCUGCAGUGCGCCAUAUUGUAACAUCGCCCUGGUGGACAUCGCCUUCCUCAUCGAUGGAUCUGAGAGCAUUACGCCUAAUCAAUAUGAUCUGGAGAAAGAUUUUGUUAAAAGAAUAGUGAACAGCUUUGACAUUCAUGACCACGUAAGGGUAGGUUUAGCUACAUUUAGUGAAACAUGUGAUAUACAAUUUAACAUGAAAACAUUCAACACCAGAUUGGAAUUUGACCAAGAGGUAGAUGCUGCUAUACCGAGAUAUAAAGGUACGAACCUUGCGGUUGCCCUGGAUGGGUCAAGGAAAUUUUUUACCCCAAACAGGAGAAGGAAAGAUGUCAAGCCCCGUUUGAUUGUGAUGACCGAUGGGGAUGACAGGAACCAAAAUAAAGAAAAGAUUUCACGGAUAGCUAAUCUCUUGCGCAAUGUGGAUGAUGUGACCAUUGUUGUGGUGGUUGUGGGAGAAUUCGUCAAUCCAAUCGUGUUGAAUCUGAUUGCUGGUGAGAGAUCAAACAUAUACAGAACAGUUUCACACAGCAACCUUAAAGACAUUGCACCAAGGAUAGUGAGAGCAAUUUGCGACGACCCUGAAUGCAUCGUCAAACCUGUCCCACCUCCGACGUUUCCCCCGCCGCCCAUAGACUGCCUGAUCGACAUUGCAGUGGGAAUCGACAUCGCAGGAGAGUCGGGAGAUCUCUUGCUGUUCUACCACAACCAGCUGCGUUUGAACCUCUUGCCAACACUGAUGGCGCUUAACAAUUUGUUGCCAUCCACCUGCACAAGGCCAUUCAGCGUUCGCUUCGGGUUCCAUGUCCCCAACACAGACCCUCCCUUCAUCACCACCUUCCAGCCGCUGACCGACGACGUUGUGAAGCAGCUGGAGAUGAGGGUUAUACGGGAGACCUCGCGACUGGAUGCUCGCUACCUCCUAUCAUUUGGAGAAAAGUUCAGGAGAGAGUCUGACAGGAAUACCUACAUACAGGUUAUAUUGCUCUUCACAGAUGGGCUGGAUGCUAGUUACGCAGAACUGAACAGAGCAACCGAAUCUCUCAGAAGGGAUGGAGUUCAGGGCCUCAUUACAGUGGCCUUGGAUGGGAUGUCGAAGGAGGCAGUUCAGGAGCUGCAUGCUAUUGAAUUUGGCCCAUUUGGGACUGGGUUCUGCUGCAGGGCCCAGCUUGUUAUCAGCGACAUGAUUGCCGGUGCUUUGCACUCCGCGUUUGUCACCUUUGCAGAAGAAGUCUGCUGCAGUUGCUGCUUGUGUGUGGGCCCACCUGGUCCCAAAGGUUCUCCUGGAGUGGAGGGUGUUGAGGGCAUUAAAGGACAGAAGGGCAUGGAGGGACACACCGGAGAUGACGGGAUGCCGGGAGCGGUGGGGAAGCGUGGGGUGGACGGACCUCCUGGUGACCAAGGCUGUGCAGGACCGAGAGGCACAAAGGGAAACAGAGGAUUCACUGGAGAUAAGGGCGAAAAUGGAGCCGAUGGUUGGGACGGGAUCCAAGGACAACAGGGAGAUUCUGGACUCGACGGACAUAAAGGAGCCAAAGGGGAUCAUGGAAGUCAGGGUAACGUAGGAUCUCCAGGCCCACCUGGUGAUGAAGGAGAAAAGGGUUUGCCAGGAGGACCGGGGACACCAGGUUCCAAUAAUAAUGUCCCCGGACAAAAGGGAGACCUGGGUCCAGCAGGAUAUGAUGGUGAUUCCGGCCCAGAUGGGUCACCAGGACAAAGAGGAGAACCGGGAAAUAAAGGCAAGAGUGGUCAGAGAGGACUGGAGGGCAUACCGGGGACCCAAGGAGAAAACGGUGCUGAAGGUUUGCAGGGUGAGCUGGGCUUCAGAGGCGAGCAGGGCAUAUCGGGAGCCCCAGGAGCCAAGGGAGAACCUGGAGAGAUGGGAUGGAAAGGCCCACAGGGUGCCGGUGGACUUCAGGGGAGCAAAGGCAGCAAGGGUAACCGUGGAAGAUCAGGUCAAAAGGGUCAGCCUGGGGUGCCUGGUGAAAAAGGAAACAUCGGCAACAUGGGAUUUAGAGGAGAGCAAGGUACUGAUGGUUUGGGAGUACUCGGAUCUCCGGGGCCAAAAGGGCGCAAAGGAACCUCUGGCAGCGAUGGCCAUGUGGGACUAUGGGGAGAAGUUGGCGAAAAGGGUUCACCUGGAGAUAUGGGUCCCAAAGGCCAUCAUGGAACCAUGGGCCCGAGGGGACCAGAAGGUGUGAAUGGGGACCCCGGUGAGCCAGGUUACCCCGGCCGGAGGGGACCUAAAGGAUUCCCGGGAACCCCAGAACGAAGCGAGUGCAGCCUUCUGGAUUUUGUACGGGACAACUGUGCUUGCCAAGGCUGCCACAAGUGUCCCUCUCACCCGCUUGACCUGGUGAUCGCCUACGACAUGUCCGAUGAGGUGCUGGACUUUCAGCUCAAUAACAUGAAGAGCCUGAUCACACGAAUCAUAGAGGACAUGAAUAUCAGCGAGAGCAGCUGCCCAGCCGGUGCCCGCGUGGCCGUAAUGUCCUACUCGGACACGGCGAAGCGGGUCAUUCGCUUCAGCGACUACCUCACUAAAGGCACCCUGCUGCAGCUGGUGAAGGACAGGGUGCUCUACGAGAGAACCAGCGGGCAGCGGGACCUGGGGGAGGCCAUGAUGUACACCGCAAGGCAUAUGUUCAAAAGGACCCGUGGCGGAAAGCUGGGGACAAAGAUGGCCAUCUUCAUGACAAGAAUGUAUAUGGGACGAGGGGAUUUUGCAAGAGUCCAGACCACAGAACAGCAGCUGUACACAGCAGCUAUGGAGCUGUAUGCAAAUGACAUCACUCCAGUGAUUGUCACCUCGGUGUCACCGGAGUCACAACUCACCGAUGCAUUCUUGAACUUUCCGGGACGAUACGGGAUCAUUAGUGACAGCAGUGAGGAGCAGAUAAUGGGACGUCUGCGAGCUUGCUUCCUGUGUUACGAUUCCUGCCACCCAGACCCGACGUGCCCAGCGGAACGGCACAGCCCUGUCAACGUCAACGCAGACGUCCUCUUCAUGCUGGACAGCUCACACGGCAUCAGCGAGGUGGAGUACGAACAGGCUCGCGGAUUCCUUUACUCCAUGGUGGACCGGUUCGGGCCCUCGGGUGCCUCGCCAAGCCCCCUUCUGACUGGAGCGAGGCUCGCACUCGUCCAGCACAGCGGGGUCACGCCCGGCAAGAGGGACCCCAUUGAAGUGGAGUUCAACUUUCUUAAAUAUGCAGGCAAACAGGAGGCCAUGAAGAAUCACAUUCAGCACCUCACUAGGCGCAUCCACGGGUCCUCCGCCUUAGGGCCGGCUCUAGACUACGUGAUAGGAAGACUCUUUAAUAAACAGACCAGGUCUAACAAGGUUAUAUUCAUUAUUUUGGGUGGGGCAAGUGACCACCGAGACCAUAGACUGAAAGAGAUUGCCCUCAAGGCGAAGUGUGCUGGGUACAUCCUCUUCACCCUGUCCCUGGGGUCCAAGACCAGGUACAGGGAGCUCUACACCAUCUCAAGCCAGCCGAUCAGUGCACACUCCUGUCAACUCGAUGUAGCAGGUGCCGAUGAUAUAGAUUACGCUCUUCGCUUCGCUGAGUCGUUCUUCAGCUUUCUGCCAAAGAGGCCCGGUACUGACCCUCACUGGAGGGUGGACGACUGCGACUUUACAAGAACCGAAGACGUGUCAGGGUUUGAUGUUUUAUCAGACGGCGCACACAUGGAGUCUGAAGACAUUCCCAAGCAGGCCAUCAAUGCAGAACUGGGCUUUGUCCAACCUGAGCCAGAUAAACAGCUCCCGGCUAUGCUGCAUGUUCAGCAGCAGAACAGCCCCUCGCUGCUGGACACUCGGCCUCAAGAUGCCGCUAAAAUGGUGGACGGUCUCCCGGGCGAGCUGGCGGAGGUGCGCGAAGGCCCACGGGAGGUGGAGCCCCAGACGGCUGCAUCCGAGUUGAGCCCCACAUCCAAGAAGCUGGAGUUGAGCCCAGUCAUGAGACAGCGCUCUGAGCUGGCAGGACGCCUGGGCCACCCACUCCCCCAAACUUCUGCCCGCUGCCUGCAGAACAAGGAUAACGGCAGGACAUGCAGAAGAUCACAGGCCAUCCAGUGGUUCUACAAUCGGCAAGUGAAGCGGUGCGCCGUGUUCUGGUACGGCGGGUGCGACGGCAACGGGAACAGGUUCCCCACACAGGCGGCCUGUCGUCAGCUUUGCGUCGCCCAAAGAUCGCAUGUGUGAUUCCCGGCGUGCCCUCGCCUGCUGAGCCUUUACCAGCAUCUUAUCGCCACCUUGUGGCAGAGGAUUGAAGGGACGCCAACCCUCUCUGUGCUGGUCCGAACAGGCCACACCCCAUCCGCCUUUCCAGGCUACAUUCCAGGCCAAGUAACUAUUAUGUUUAUUGAAGUAACAAUGUUUGAGGCACCCUGAAGCAAUCGGGGCUGAGAAUCACAGUGAUUGGCUGCAUGGGACUAAAUAAAAGGGUACUGGGGGGAUGGGGGUCAAAGGUCAUAUUAUACAGCAGCCUACUUUUGCUUCCAUUAACACUGCUGGAUGAAAAAAAAACAGUUUCAAAUAAAUUCUCUUGCCCAAGUCA